AUGUGGGAUCAGUCUAUGGAAAUCAUGCAAAUUAAUGGAAAUGAUUUUUGCCUCCAAAUAGAAGCUAGAGGCCCUGGCCUUAGUGAUUGGUGUUGGUUGAUUUUUGUAUAUCUGAGUACUGACAGGGAUCAUAGAGAGCAGCAAUGGGAGUUCUUAUAUGACAGGAAGAGAACUUGGGGAUGUUGUUGGGCCAUAGCAGGGGAUUGGAAUGACAUAGUGAGUAAUGAGGAGAAAAGACGAGGUCUGCCUAGAUCUGAGCACAGUUUUUUUGCCUUUAGAGAAUGUGCAUCUGAUCACAAUGUCCUCCUAUUUGAUACUGAGGUGGAGAUAGUAACAGCUAGAAAAAGAUUCAUGUUUGACAGUAAUUGGAUUAAACUAGAAGGUAUAAGUGAAGCUGUAGAAAAAGGAUGGCUGGGGGAUAUUGAAGGCUCAGAGAUGUUCAAGGUGCACCAGAGG
This is a messenger RNA of Striga asiatica, 456 nucleotides long. NCBI's taxonomy places the organism in Eukaryota, Viridiplantae, Streptophyta, Magnoliopsida, Lamiales, Orobanchaceae. The record is from the annotation of a GenBank genome assembly.